Molecule: messenger RNA, 2232 nt
Organism: Larimichthys crocea (large yellow croaker)
Lineage: Eukaryota; Metazoa; Chordata; Actinopteri; Sciaenidae
Gene: neu1
Product: neuraminidase 1
Exons: 7
Coding region: 199-1362 (387 amino acids)
Biological process (GO): oligosaccharide catabolic process; ganglioside catabolic process
Cellular component (GO): intracellular membrane-bounded organelle; membrane; cytoplasm
Molecular function (GO): exo-alpha-sialidase activity
Source: RefSeq, a predicted model, not a curated record
UGACCCCAUCUCAGUCAUAUGACUCGCUCGCUAGCUGUUGAAUUUUAGGGUCGCGGUGCCGCUGAGCUAAAGUGUGUUCCUGCCUGUGUUUGUGUUGAUGUUUGUGUUUUCUGUCGGCUGAUCGUCACACUGAUGUCAGGACAUUCACGCUGACUCUGUGCCGGACUGAAGAACCAGGUUUCAGGUCGUGGAUCUAACAUGGAGGCAGGAAGCCGAUCCGCCGCUGUGUCGUUCCUCCUCUGCGCUCUGUUGUCUGUCUGUGUUUGUACCAUCGACCCUAACCAGAUUGACCCUAUUGUGUAUGAGGAGCAGCUGCUGUGGGUGAGCGGAGUCCAGGGCGAGGUGAACACCUACAGGAUCCCGCUGAUCACCUUCACCCCUAAAGGAAGCCUGUUGGCUUUUGCAGAGGGCAGGAAGGCUGAGGCCGGCGAUGGAGGAGCAAAGUUCAUCGCAAUGCGGCGGUCCACAGAUAAAGGUGCCACCUGGUCCCCGACCAGCUUUAUUGUGGAUGAUGGAUGGAUACCGGACGGCUUGAACCUGGGCUCGGUGGUGGUAGACGAGGAAGUGGGCUCAGUGAUACUAAUCUACUCCAUCUGCUUCCACCUCUCCCUCUGCCAGCCGUCCAGCACCAUGAUGGUGGAGAGCAAAGACGAUGGCUUGAGCUGGAACAUGCCCAGAAACAUCACAGCCCAGCUCGGAAACCAAUCCUUCGCUCCCGGGCCGGGCUACGGUAUCCAGAAGCGGCACAACCCGGCUAAGGGGCGGUUGGUGGUGUGUGGUCAUGGUACCUUGGAGAGAAAUGGAGUUUUCUGCAUCUUGAGCAAUGACCAUGGAAGUACCUGGUACAACGGUGCCGCGCUGAAAAGCAUCCCUUUCAACCAGAAGAAGAAGGCACAGGAUUUCGACCCUGACGAGAACCAGCUGGUCGAGAUGCCGGAUGGCAGCAUCAUUGUCAAUGUGCGGAACCAGAACAACUACCACUGUCGGUGUCGCGUGGUGGUACGCAGCCUUGACGGUGGAGAGUCCCUGCCCAUAGAUGAACUGUACUUUGACUACACACUGGUGGAUCCUGCAGUAGCAGCUGGAGCGCUGCAGAAAGACGGAGUGCUCUACUUCACCAACCCGGCCAAUGAACUACACCGAAUUAACCUGACCUUACGUUGGUCAGUGACCCAUGGGAACUCAUGGGAGAAUAAAACUGUCCAGAUAUGGUCGGGGCCAAGUGGCUACUCCAGCAUGACAUCACUGAACAGUGAUUCUAUAGAGGACCAGAAGUACAUCUUUGUCAUCUAUGAGAAGGGCCACAAAGACUAUGACGAGACCAUCUCGUUCGUCAAGAUCCACCUGUACAGCGGCCGGUAGAACACGUGAUUGGGUGGCAAGCAGAACAAUUAUGAGAUUCAAAUGUUGGAGGGGAAAAAGGGAAAUGUUGAGCUCUCCCAGGACUUUCUUAGGAUAAAAAAAAAGAGACUUGAAACAUGGGAAAAAGGCUCACUACCAUGGACGUGCAUCGGUUUGUGUACAGUCUGUGAUGAACUGGAAAAAAAAUCAUUCUCUCCUCUAAAAUUCCACUGUUGAUUAAGUCACUAUGUGUAAUUUUCUGUGUCUGGACAUGUCCGCUAACAUUUCUCCUGCUCUCAUAUCAAAGAAAAAGUUUCUAAAGUUUCUAAAGAACCAUAAUGAUGAUACCAUACUAAAGUAUCAUAGAUAUCUAAUUCAACGCACAACCUCGUCAGAUUCACUGUAUACUUGACUCUGGUGCAGAUAUUUGCAGAUAUAUAUGCUGUAUGCUGUAUGCUGAGGAAUCUGUUGCCAUCAUUAAGAUGUGAGUGUGGCAUGAAUACAUGCUGCCUAAAAAAUGAGUCUGCUUUGUAAAACCAGAAAUUGUGUAAAAUGAAAUGUUAAUGGCCUUUUUGUUAUGAGACUGUGUGCUAUUUCCAACUGAGUGGUUUCAGGACAAGCAAUAAAAACAUGAGGCGUGAGUGAGUGUGUGAUUGAGAGAGGAAGAGGUUAGUACAUAAUGUAGUCCAAGUAUCCUCUUUUGUACUCGUACAGAAUGAUGCACUCUCAUAUUUUAUAAUCAGUCUGAACUCCGCUCUACAUUUGUUUAAUUUUGAAAUCAAGUGUCCAUUUAUGCCCUGUAUCACCAGCACCGCACAAAGGGGUCACAUAGUUUUGCAGCAGGAUGUUAUCUGGUCUGUACUAUCUGUACAAUAAAUACAGAAUUUCUAA